Camponotus floridanus (Florida carpenter ant) is the source of this 2679-nucleotide messenger RNA. Its product is annotated as cytochrome P450 4c3. The coding region runs from base 564 to 2060 and encodes 498 amino acids. NCBI's taxonomy places the organism in Eukaryota, Metazoa, Arthropoda, Insecta, Hymenoptera, Formicidae. Gene Ontology annotation, molecular function: iron ion binding; heme binding; monooxygenase activity. The transcript has 8 exons. The record is from RefSeq and is a predicted model, not a curated record.
CUUUCGUACGAUGUAUUAUAACCGGAGAGAGUAGCCACCGAGUGACACGUUUUUAUAACGCGGUAAUAUUAUUCUUGGUAAUCCAUUCGAUUCAUUCGCAAUUGAGAAAUCAGCGAUUCGAGAUUCGCAACCAGCGAGGCGAGAUUCUUUUUCUUUUUUGAAGCUCUUGUGACGCUUCUCUCUUUUUUUCUCUUUUUUUCUCGACUUUGCGCGAGAUCGUCACCUUUCGUUUCUUUUAAGAUAUAUUUACACCUAAGAUCGCAUUUUUCCCAGCAGAAUACUAGUGUUCGUAUUAAGAUCGGAUCUCUCAACUCGAUUUUCGCAAUCGCUCGCUACGGAAAAGAUCUUACUGUAAAAAUUAAGAGUACUGUAAAAAUUUAAAGUCCAGAAUUGAUUUUAUCGACAUAAUUCUUAUCUUUUCUAAAGAGAUCUUGGAAAGAAAAAGUGUUAGAUCUUUCUUAAAGUCUAACGAAGAAAUUUGAAAAAUUUUGUUUCGCCUCUUCCUGAAAAAGAAGCCUAUAUCGAGUAAGCACUGCCAGAAGACAAUCGAUCACAGCACUAACAUGAUUGUAGAAUCAAUUCUUAUGGCAGGAGGAUUUUGGAUGAUCCUCUCUGUCUGUCCGCUAUUACUUCUGUUAGUUUUAUUGAUAAAACGAGGAAGAUUUUUGUACGCCUUGAGGAAGAUACCCUAUCCCAUAGCACUGCCCAUCAUCGGUAAUGCUUAUCAACUCAACUGUUCGUCAGAAGAAUUUUUUCAGAAUUUGAUUAGAUGGGCUGAAGAGUUUGGGAGCAUUUAUUUGAUCUGGGUCGGUCUGCGACCUUUUAUCUUCCUCUAUAAAGUGGAAGCAGUGCAAUUAGUGCUUGGUAGCAGUAUGCACAAUGAUAAAAGUUUGGAAUAUACAUACUUGAAGCCAUGGCUUGGUACUGGCCUGGUGACCAGCAAUGGUGAAACAUGGCAGUUUCGCAGGAAAUUACUGACGCCGACGUUCCACAGCGGUCUUCUCGCAACAUAUUUUAAGAUUGCAAAAGAAGAGACGAAUGUUUUAAUUUCUUGUCUCGAAAAAGAAAGUAACAAAUUCGACGUGGUACCCUAUUUAAAACGCGCCACUCUCGACAUUAUAUGCCAAUCUGCAAUGGGCUAUAAACUAAAUGCUCAAAUAAAUUCCAAAAAUGAAUAUGUAGAAGCUGUGGACAAAAUUGCAUCUAUUGUACAAAUGCGUUUUACAAACGUAUGGGUAUCUAAUGAUAAAAUUUUCAAAUUAACUAAAGCAGGAAAGGAGCAUGAUCACGCACUUCGGAUCAUUCAAGAUCUUGUUGACAAAGUAAUCGCACAGAAAAAGAUCGAAUGGCAACAGAAACAUGAUGGGAGCCUUAAUAAACCGCUAAAUAAAAAACAGGUUCUAUUGGACUUACUGCUCGACAUAUCGAAGAAUGGAACUGUGCAUCUUUCAGAUGCGGAUAUUCGUGAUGAAGUAAAUACUUUUAUGUAUGCCGGACAUGACACAAUGGCUACGAGCAUAUCUUGGACGCUUUAUGCGUUGGGACGACAUCCCGAAUAUCAGGAAAAGAUCUUGGACGAAUAUUAUAAUACAUUAGGCACAACAGAAGUCACGUUACAAAAUAUCCACAAAUUAACAUGGCUGGACGCCUGUAUUAAAGAACAAUGGAGAAUAUAUCCGGUAGCACCGCUCAUAGCGAGACAGAUCUACAAACCGAUCAAUUUGAUGGGUAACGAAAUACCACCAGGUUCCACAGUUCUCAUCAAUUCUUAUUUGCUGCAUCGAGAUUCGCGUUUCUUUCCCGAUCCGCAUAUUUAUCGUCCAGAGCGGUUCUUACCGAAUAGUCCAAAAUUACCUCCUUACAGCUUCAUCCCUUUCAGCGCUGGUUCACGAAAUUGUAUCGGCUCAAGAUUUGCCACAUCGGUCAUCAAAGUGGCCGUAUUAUCUGUGCUAAAAGCUUUCCGCGUGGAGGCUUCCGAUACACAAGAUCAAUUACGUUUCAAAUCGGAAUUAGUACUAGUAAAUGCGAACGGACAUCGGCUAAAAAUAACACCACGUUAACAGUGAUGACUUUACAUUAUUUCGUAACACCAAAGAAUCUAAAUGAUUUGCUAAAAUUUUUUGUUGCAUUGAGAGUUAUUGUAUUGCAUUAUGAGUUAUAUAUACGUAACUUUAGAUACAUCUAAAUUAAUCUAUUCUAUCAUUAUAUUAUGUAUAAUCAAAACAACCCCAAUAGCCAAGUCUGCUAAAGCAGAUCUUGUCAGGGAAUCUGUUACAAAUUGUUGUCUACAGAAAGAUUACAGAAUCGAUGCAGGUUCUGAUAUAUCAUGUGAUGUCAGCAGAAUGUCAACAGAAAUAUAAUAAAGCUUGUUAACAUAAUCAGUUACCAGAUUGGCAGCAAAAAUCGAACAGAUUCUGCCGGCAUAACUUAGUGGCAAAUUGGUGGCAGAAAUUGAACAGGAUCUGUGCGAUGCAAUUUGACAACAGAUUGUCGGCAAAAAUCGAGCAGGAUCUGCGCAUACAAUCUCUGAUAGCAGAUUGAUGGCAGAAACGGAACAGGGUUUGCAUGAUUCGAUAAUUCCUUCACUUACCGCUACGCGAGCUGUACUUUCUCGUAAUUGAAUUUCUGUCAGAAAUAUAUAUAAAGUCGCGAAUAUGAAUAAAAGACUAAAAAUGUAGU